AUGCCCAUGAGGCCUGGCUCAAGCACUAUUCGCUCGAUCUCUAGAAGAAGACCUUCCUGCUCUCAGUCAUUUUCCUCCUCCACACCCGCGGCCGCUCUAUCACCCUAUCGGAAAUCCCAAAAAUCCACCACUGAGCAGGCUAGAAGACCAGCUACUACUGCCGCAGCUCAAACACAGACAGCUCGACCUAUUCCUAGUCCUGCUUUCAACAACGACUUCCGCCGCAAUGAGCCCUCUCCUUUAGUCAAUCGACAGCUACCCGAGCUUGAUGACUCAUUUGUUGGCCUCUCAGGAGGAGAGAUCUUCCAUGAGAUGAUGUUGCGACAAGGCGUCAAGCAUAUUUUCGGCUACCCCGGUGGCGCCAUUCUCCCUGUCUUCGACGCCAUCUACAAUUCGAAACACUUCGACUUCAUCCUUCCAAAACACGAACAGGGCGCUGGUCAUAUGGCUGAAGGAUAUGCAAGAGCUUCUGGAAAGCCUGGUGUUGUUCUUGUGACGUCUGGACCAGGUGCCACCAAUGUCAUUACUCCCAUGCAAGAUGCCAUGUCAGAUGGCACACCCAUGGUCGUUUUCUGUGGUCAGGUACCUACUACCGCUAUCGGCACAGAUGCCUUCCAAGAAGCCGAUGUCAUUGGCAUCUCGAGAGCCUGUACGAAGUGGAACGUCAUGGUGAAGAAUGUGGCAGAAUUGCCAAAGCGAAUAAAGGAAGCCUUCGAAAUCGCUACAUCUGGACGGCCUGGCCCUGUUCUUGUUGAUCUGCCGAAAGAUGUAACCGCUGGUAUCCUAAGGCGUCCAAUCCCCAUGCAAUCCACGCUGCCCGCACACCCCUCAGCCGCUACCUUGGCUGCCCGAGAACUCUCCCGACGACAGUUAAAUGGCACCAUCAAUCGCGUUGCCGACCUCAUCAAUGUUGCCAAAAAGCCCGUUAUUUAUGCUGGACAAGGUGUCCUUGCCACUCCCGAAGGACCCAAACUCCUGAAAGAGUUGGCUGACAAGGCCAAUGUUCCAGUGACAACGACCUUACAGGGCUUGGGUGGUUUUGAUGAACUUGACCCCAAAUCCUUGCACAUGCUAGGCAUGCAUGGAGCAGCGUAUGCUAACAUGGCUAUGCAAGAAGCCGAUCUGAUCAUCGCCCUUGGCGCAAGAUUUGACGACCGUGUAACUCUCAACAUUGCCAAGUUCGCCCCUCAAGCGAAAGCGGCUGCUGCGGAGAAACGAGGUGGGAUUGUUCAUUUCGAAAUCAUGCCUAAGAACAUCAACAAGGUCGUGCAAGCGACCGAGGCUGUUGAAGGAGAUGUUGCAACCAAUCUUGCGACACUCAUUCCCAAGGUCAACAAGGUGAACGAGAGAGCAGAGUGGUUUGCUCAGAUCAAGGACUGGAAGGAGAGAUUUCCCCUGACCAAUUUUGAGAGGGGCACCCCUGAAGGCCUCAUUAAGCCACAAGAGCUGAUCGAAAAGCUCUCGGCCAUGACCUCCCGCCGAGAGCAGAAGACCAUCAUCGCUACUGGCGUUGGCCAACAUCAAAUGUGGACCGCGCAACAUUUCAGAUGGCGACAUCCACGAACAAUGGUUACCUCUGGAGGUCUUGGCACCAUGGGAUUUGGCCUGCCAGCUGCUAUCGGAGCAAAAGUCGCGGAGCCUAAUGCACUCGUGGUCGACAUCGAUGGGGAUGCAUCGUUCAACAUGACCUUGACGGAACUAAGCACAGCAAACCAAUUCAAUAUUGGUGUGAAAGUCAUUAUCCUCAAUAACGAAGAACAGGGCAUGGUCACUCAAUGGCAGAGCCUGUUCUACGAAGAUCGGUUCGCCCAUACUCAUCAAAAGAACCCCAAUUUCGUCAAGCUUUCCGAAGCAAUGGGAGUCCAAGCUCGGAGAUGCGCUACGCCAUCAGAGGUAGAGGAGAGCCUGGAAUGGCUCGUCAACACCACCGGUGAUGAGCCCGCACUCUUGGAGGUCGUUGUUGAUAAGAAGGUGCCGGUUCUGCCUAUGGUACCCGCUGGUCGAGCGCUACAUGAAUUCUUGGUAUACGAUGAAGCCAAGGAGAAGGAGCGGAGAGUCAUAAUGAAGCAGCGAAGCGGCCACUAG
Exophiala aquamarina CBS 119918 is the source of this 2085-nucleotide messenger RNA. RefSeq names its product acetolactate synthase I/II/III large subunit. Gene Ontology annotation, cellular component: mitochondrion; acetolactate synthase complex. NCBI's taxonomy places the organism in Eukaryota, Fungi, Ascomycota, Eurotiomycetes, Chaetothyriales, Herpotrichiellaceae. Gene Ontology annotation, biological process: L-valine biosynthetic process. The record is from RefSeq and is a predicted model, not a curated record. The coding region runs from base 1 to 2085 and encodes 694 amino acids. Gene Ontology annotation, molecular function: flavin adenine dinucleotide binding; thiamine pyrophosphate binding; magnesium ion binding. The transcript is spliced from 3 exons.